CAGCGAACGCCACCACCAGGGCAAUGGCAUUAGUGUAAUGGCGAGCGCAGAGAAAGCAGGGGACGGCGACGGUGCUGGCGCCCAAAACAAUCUGAAUCAGUUACUGACCGCCCUGGGCGAUUAUUAUAGCGGCCGCAAGGAUGAACAGCACCCAGUCAACAUCCUCGAGGACAAGCGGAUCUUUCCGGAGUUCCGCGGCGGACCUUUGGACACGUACCGUCAGCGUGCGAGCUUCUGCUACAAGCGCAUGAACGUGCUGCUCGAGGGUGAGGAGCAUAUUCGCCUAAAGCACAAGGUGUGGCAAUGGAUGGAGCGCCACCCCGACUUCCAGCGAGAGCCCGAGGCGCCCGGCCUGGAGCGUACCCGGGAGUUGGCCAACAAGAGGCAGCAUCUGCUCUGGGAGCAACAGUUCUAUGGUGUUAAUGAGUACCUGGGAACCCCGCACUUGCUAUUGGCCUUCGGUCAGGCCAUCUUUAGCUACGACUUUAGCACGUCUGUGAAGUUCGGCCUGUCCACGGGUAUGUUCCCCAGCACCCUAGUCUCAAAUGGAUCCGGUCGCCUGGGCAAGUAUGUGGCUAAGAUCGCCGACAAUCGUAUCUUGGGUGCUUACGCUCUCACCGAGAUCUCGCACGGCACCAAUGCGCUUGGUAUGCGCACCCGCGCCACCUACGACUUAAAGAGGCAGGAGUUUAUCAUACAUACGCCGGACUUCGAGGCGGCCAAGUGCUGGGUGGGCAACCUAGGCAAGACCUGUACCCACGCAAUUGUGUACGCACAGCUGUUUGUUCCAGAUGACAAACACCAGGGAUUGCAGGCCUUCCUGGUGCCCAUUCGAGACGAGCGUACUUUGCUACCCUUCCCCGGCGUUACCGUGGGUGAUUUGGGCGAAAAGAUCGGCCUCAACGGCAUUGACAACGGCUUUGUUAUGUUCAACCAGUACCGUAUUCCAAAGGAAAAUCUCCUUUCCAAGACAGGCGACAUCGACGCACAGGGCAACUACACCAGCCAGAUUAAAGACGAGCGCAAGCGACUGGGUGCUUCGCUGGGCGCCCUAUCCGUUGGUCGCGUCAACAUAACAGCCAUCACGUACGUGGCCCUCAGCAAGGCGGUAACUAUUGCCACUCGCUACGGAGCAAGCCGGCGGCAGUUCGGGCCACCCAACUCUACGGUGGAGUGGCCAGUGAUCGAGUAUCAGUCGCAGCAGUACCGUCUCAUUCCCCAUUUGGCCACAACGAUUGCUCUGCGUGUGGCCACGCUGUGGAUCGGCAAGGAGAAUGUUGAUCUGACAAUGAAGGGCUUUACUGGUGAGGACACUUCGCAGGCGGGCAUGGAAAUUCACGCCAUAUCGUCGGCCCUCAAGCCAGUGGCCACCUGGGCGGCCAGGGAUGGCAUCCAAGAAUGCCGGGAGGCAUGCGGAGGCCAUGGAUACUUAAGAUCUUCGGGUUUGGGUGACCUGCGAAACGAUAACGAUGCCAACUGCACCUACGAGGGCGAGAACAACACACUUAUCCAGCAGGCAUCGAAUUGGCUCAUUAGCCUUCGUCGUAACAACGCCGACUUUGUCGCUGUUUCACCUCUGGAAACAGUGUCAUUCCUGCAAAAUAUGGAUGCCCUGCUGCAGAGCAAGGGCCAGGAGCGUACACCAGCUGAGGCCUUGGAUCCCAACAAUCUUCUAAAGGCGCUCAACUGGCUCACUGCUUGGCAACUGGAGACUACUGUAAAGCGAGUCGAGCAGCAACAACGUGAGGGUAAGGAUGCUUUCGAAACGCGCAACAACAUCCAGGUCUUUGCGGCCCAAAAGCUUUCUCUAAUCUAUGGCGAGCGAACCAUAUAUUACGUGUUCUAUAAGUUUGUGACCAACUUGCCCGCCUGCGAGAAGGAGGUGCUACAGCAAGUGCUCUCGUUUUAUGGAGCUCAUUUGGUCACCAAGUAUUCCGCCAUUUUCUACCAGGGCGGCUUCUUCCGGGACAAUUCGCAUCUGAAUUUAUAUGAGCAGGGAAUUUUGGGUCUGCUAUCUGUCCUCAAGGAUGAGGCCAUAGCCCUGGUGGAUGCAAUUGCUCCUACCGAUUUUAUUCUGAACUCGCCUUUGGGCAUGAGUGAUGGCAAUGUUUACCAGCAUCUGCAGCGCACGAUUGUGUCGACCCCGGGUGUCUAUGAACGUCCCCAUUGGUGGCGUGAUGUUACCUACAAGGAUUACCUCAAGCGCGCCAAGUUGUAGAUAUGCAACUACAUGACUGUGCUCACAAAGUUUACCUUGUUAUCGCUGUACAUUUAAAAGUUAUUAAUGUACCCACUAUUAUAAAGGGUGCCUAUAUAAUUAAUGAAUCCUUCAUAUGAAAACAUUUUAAAAUGCUCUAUGGCUUACAUUCCAGCUUCUUUAAAAUGAGGCGCAGGAUUAGCCCUUUAUAGUUUGUACUUAAGUUUGAACAAACGACUUAAAUAUUAAAUACUCCCAACAUCACAGACAUUUUUGUACGUAUUGCAAAGCAAUGAUUAAUAAAAAUUUGUAGAUCUUUUUAAAA
Drosophila serrata is the source of this 2522-nucleotide messenger RNA. It is a transcript of the gene Acox3, whose product is annotated as Acyl-CoA oxidase 3. Gene Ontology annotation, cellular component: peroxisome. Gene Ontology annotation, biological process: fatty acid beta-oxidation using acyl-CoA oxidase; lipid homeostasis. Gene Ontology annotation, molecular function: FAD binding; fatty acid binding; pristanoyl-CoA oxidase activity. The record is from RefSeq and is a predicted model, not a curated record. NCBI's taxonomy places the organism in Eukaryota, Metazoa, Arthropoda, Insecta, Diptera, Drosophilidae.